Messenger RNA from Suncus etruscus (white-toothed pygmy shrew), 3524 nucleotides. RefSeq names its product ADAM metallopeptidase domain 19 (gene ADAM19). The transcript is spliced from 23 exons. Lineage: Eukaryota; Metazoa; Chordata; Mammalia; Eulipotyphla; Soricidae. The record is from RefSeq and is a predicted model, not a curated record. Gene Ontology annotation, biological process: membrane protein ectodomain proteolysis. The coding region runs from base 43 to 2784 and encodes 913 amino acids. Gene Ontology annotation, molecular function: metalloendopeptidase activity.
CGAGGGGCUGGCGUGGCCGCGGACACGAGGGGCCGCUGCACCAUGCCCGGCCUGGGCGCCGCGCGGCUCUGCCUGCUGGCCCUGGCGCUGCCCGGCUGGACGGCGGGAAGAAGUGGGGAAAGUAGCACUCCACACCAGCACGAGCUCGUCAUACCUCAGUGGAAGUCUGUACGGCCAGAAAGCCCCAGGAGAGAAAAGCAUCCACACCGCGCUGAGCUCAGGGUCAUGGCUGAGGGCCGGGAGCUGAUUCUUGAUCUAGAGAAAAAUAAGCAGCUCUUCGCCCCCACCUACAUGGAAACGCACUACUCUGCCCCUGGCCGCUUCGUCCGCAGCACGCUGAAAUCCGAGAAUCAUUGCUUCUACCAUGGUACGGUGAAGAACGUAGCUGGGUCCAGUGUCGCACUCAGCACCUGCCAGGGGAUGAGGGGGUUGAUCACAUUGAAAGGAAACCUCAGCUACGUCCUGGAGCCAGUGCCUGGCCUCCAGACCCAGCACCGCCUUUACAGACUGGACCACUUAUCGAUGCCCAAGGGCUCCUGCGGGCUCACGCUCUCCCCACCCAGCACCUUGCACUGGCUCCUUCCCAUCAACCACACCAGGCCCCGACCUCCACCUCACAGGGUGAAGAGGGAUGACCUGCAUACCACGAAGUUCGUGGAGCUGUACCUCGUGGCCGACUACCUAGAGUUUCAGAAGAACCAUUACAAUUUAGAAGCCACCAAGCUCAGGCUCAUGGAAAUCGCCAAUUACGCUGAUAAGUUCUACCGGCCCCUGAACAUCCGCAUUGCCCUGGUGGGCGUGGAAGUGUGGACACAUGGGGACCAGUGUAAGGUGUCUGCGAAUCCCUACUCCACCCUUUCGUCCUUCCUCAGCUGGCGGCACAAGCUGCUGACCGGGAUAAAACACGACAAUGCGCAGCUGAUCACGGGUGUGGCCUUCCAGGGCAUCACCAUUGGCCUGGCUCCACUCAUGUCCAUGUGCUCCAUGUACCAGUCCGGGGGUGUCAGCAUGGACCACUCCGAGAACGUCUUAGGUGUGGCAGCCACCAUGGCCCAUGAGCUGGGCCACAACUUCGGCAUGAGCCACGAUUCUCCGAACUGCUGCCAGGCCAGUGCAGAGGAAGGGGGCUGCAUCAUGGCAGCUGCCACUGGUGACCCCUUCCCCAAAGUGUUCAACAACUGCAACCGGAAGGAUCUGGAGCGCUACCUGAAGACUGGCGGGGGCAUGUGCCUGUCCAACAUACCAGACACCAGUCGGAUAUACGGUGGCCGCAGGUGUGGGAAUGGCUACCUGGAGGAGGGAGAAGACUGUGAUUGCGGUGAGGAGGAGGAGUGUGACAACCCCUGCUGUAAUGCCCGUAACUGCACCCUGAAGUCAGGGGCUCAGUGUGCCCACGGUGCCUGCUGCUACCAAUGCAAGCUGCUGGCUCCUGGCACUCUUUGCCGCAAGCAGAUGCGCCAGUGUGACCUCCCAGAGUUCUGCACGGGCACGUCCUCCCACUGUCCCACUAACUUGUACAAGAUAGACGGCACAUCGUGUGAAAGGGGCCAGGCCUACUGCUACAACGGCAUCUGCCUUACAUACCAGGAUCAGUGCCAACAGCUGUGGGGGAACAAUGCCUGGCCUGCACCAGAUGUCUGUUUUGAGCAGGUGAAUGUGGCUGGAAACAAAUAUGGAAACUGCGGGAAGGACAUAACUGGGGCACACAGGAAGUGUAGCAUUCGAGACGCCAAGUGUGGCAAGAUCCAAUGCCAGAGCCCCAACCAGCAGCCCCUGGAGUCCAGCAUUGUGUCCGUCAACACCAAUGUCUACAUAGAUGGGAGGCAUAUCCUGUGCAGGGGAACCUUCCAUUACGCAGACCAACCGGGGCAAGACGGGGACAUUCUGGAUCCAGGACUGGUGAUGACAGGAACCAAGUGUGGCCACGACCAUAUCUGCUUCGAGGGCCAGUGCAGAAACAUCUCCUUCCUCCAUGUGGAAGACUGCCAGAAGCAGUGUCAUGGCCACGGGGUGUGCAACAAUAAUGGCAACUGUCACUGCGAUUUUGGCUGGGCCCCGCCCUUCUGUGAAACCCCAGGCUUUGGGGGCAGCACGGACAGCGGACCCCUGCCUGCAAAAAGUACCAGGGCAGUGGUGGCCGGGGUGUGCACUGCCAUCUUCCUGCUGGCCGCCCUGCUGCUGCUUUACCGCUACCGCUACCGCUGCCGAAACCCCAAGCUGGACCACCUGGCACCCUGGGCACUCCCUGCCACACUGCGGCAGCACUUCCGCUGCCCUUUCAGGAUGUCUCAGAAUGGCUCGGGUCAUGCCAACCCCACUUUCAAGCUUCAGACACCCCAAGGCAAGAGGAAGGUGACCAGCACCCCUGAGAUCCUGCAUAAGCCCACCCAGCCUCCCCCCAAACCCCCUCCAGAUUACCUGCACAGCGGACCCCCCCUGCCCCCACCUCCUCUUCCCCUCAGCAGGCCAACUAGGGCAACUUCUGGGCCUGGGGUCCACAUAGAUAGGAAGGAGUCAGCCCGGGUGCCUCCCCCAAGCCGACCUGUGCCUCCCGCCCCACACUGCCUCCUUGCCCAGGAUUUCUCCAGACCUCGGCCGCCCCAAAAGGCACUGCCUGCCAACCCCGUGCCUGGUCGCAAGAACCAGCCCCGCCCUGGUGGUCUCACUGUCCCUUGGCCUCCAGUCGCUGCUCCUCAGCAGUCCCGACCUCAGGCUGCCCCAGUGCCAAAGCUUCCUGGGUACAGAUCACAGAGAUUCAACGGCAUGACUAGCUCAAAGAUCUAGACCUGUCAUUGGGACUGCGUCCACCACAGAUGAGCAUGCGGGUGCUCCCCCUGCCUCCCAUCCUCCCCGCUCUAGGUGUCCCCUUGAGUUACCACUAAGGCCCCCCCCACACAGUGGCUGGGGGGAGUGUCACCUGUGCAAUAACAGGCAGGGAAAGAGGCAGCUUCUCCUGCCAGCCCCUUCCCCUCUGGUCCCUCACCCCCAGAGCUGGCAAAGGUGGCCCUGCUCUGUGUGUGUGUGUGUGUGUGUGUGUGUGUGUGUGUGUGUGUACACGAGUGACAGGAGAACAAGGGACUGCCACGCCAUGCCUGCUCCACAUCCGAGCUGAGACCCCACUGUGUGGCCACAGGUGGACAUGUACGUUCCUCCCCCAUCUUCCCUGAGUUAGUGACUCAUGCAGGUACUAUUGAUAGUGUAGACAGCAGCGGGGGGCAUAGGCGUCCCCCCACAGUGAUGCCAAAGCGUGUACCUCCCUGGCUGCCUCCACCCUACCCUAGCCCUGCUCGCUCAGUUUCCUCGCUGGACCCCAGAUCCCUGCUCGCCCUGUCCUCCUACCUCUAUCCCUUCCAGACCCGCCCAACAUGUGGUGCUAUAGAGAGUGAUCUGGGCAGCCUCUAGAGGGCCUACCUGGUGCUUGGGGCCUCCACUCAGCACUGGCUCCCGUUUUCCACCUUGCUUCUCCCAAGAGGUGGCCACGGGGUCAUAACUUGUUGUAAUUUCUGACCUCGGCGGGGCCUGGG